This is a messenger RNA of Seminavis robusta, 2823 nucleotides long. Lineage: Eukaryota; Bacillariophyta; Bacillariophyceae; Naviculales; Naviculaceae. The record is from the annotation of a GenBank genome assembly.
GAGCGGUUCACCCUAAUAUUCGAUUAUUCCAGUAAAUGCAUUUCGAGAAGUUCGAAUUGCCUUCGAAAAAUCAAAUUUAAUAUCCUUAUCCUUACCGUAUGAACUCCUGACCACACAUCCACGCAUCGACCACCCACGAUGAUGUGUUGAGCGUGUUGCUUGACAUCAACAACUUUGUCUGCCGGAAAGAUACUGAUCCAUUCAACAUACCAAAGUAACUAUUACUAAGUAAUAGUACAGGUACCAAGAUGGGUAAGAAAAGCAAAUCAUCCACAGCAGGAUCGUCGUCUGCCGCCGAUGACGCCAAGCAUGAAGCCCAACUACAAGCCGUGAUACUGGCAGAUCCCUUUUCGGACACGUUUCGUCCCACGAGUUUUGACCGAUGCGCGCCCAUGUUGUGUCCCUUGAACAAUGUCAUCUUGUUGGACUACACGAUGGAUUUUUGCGCCGGUGCUGGCGUGGAAGAAUUGUUUGUGGUGUGCGUGGAUGAACUGGUCGAGAAGCACGUGAAUGCAUGGCAGCAAACCAAUUCGGCCAUGAUGUCGGUCACCGUGGUCCGAGACCCCAGUUUGACCAAUGCCGGUGACGCCUUGCGAGAACUAGAUCGAAGAGAUCUGGUACAAAGUGAUCCCUUUUUGCUGCUGCGAGGAGAUGUCGUGGCUAAUGUGGAUUUACAGCGUGUCUUGCAGGAACACAAGGAGCGACACAAGCAAGACAGUAGUGCCAUUAUGACACUCUUGUUCAAACCAGUCAGUCCCUGGAAUGUCACUACACCACCACAACAAGACGACAACAAGGGUGUAACCACCAAACCAAAAGCAACCUACUCCACGCUUCGAUCGAGUACAGAAGAUUUGGUGGUGGGACUGGAUACAUCCACAACCGUGGCAGGGCAUGCACCCCGCAUCUUUGUCUACGAUGAUCAACCCUCCCAGAGUGCCAUCAAGGUACCGUGCUCCUUCCUCACGGCGUGUCCCAAUCUAGACUUUCGCUGUGACCUGCUAGAUUGUGGCAUUGACAUUUGUAGUCCCGAUGUUCUCGCUCGGUUCAGUGAUGCCUUUGAUUACCGAGAUAUCCGACGAGAGUUUGUGGCCGACUCGGUGGCAGAGGAAGAAGAAGGACUACAACAAAAACUGUAUGCGCACAUUCUACAACCGCAUGAAUAUGCUGCUAGAGUUCAAGAUUGGAGAACCUAUUCCGCCGUCUCGUAUGAUCUUUUGAGACGAUGGUGUUACCCCAUUGUCCCCGACAAUUUGCCGUCGGGAUACGAGAAACAGUUCCGAUAUGUACAACAAAGAUCCCAUGUCUAUCGGGAACAAAAACUGGGACGGACGCGGGUAGGACGAUCGUCCGUCAUUAAAGGAGGUGGAAUGAUUGGAAGUCAUUGCUUUAUUGGCGAAAACUGUGUCAUUCAGGGAACCGUCAUUGGGAAUCAUUGCCAUAUUGCCGACAAUGUCACAUUGACCAACUGUCAUGUUUGGGAUGGAGUGAGCAUUGAACAAGGCGCCACGGCUGUGAAUUCCAUUCUGGCAUACGAGUGCGUGGUCAAGGCAGGUGCAAAAGUGUCCAAAGGAUGUGUCGUUGGAGAAGGAUGCAUCAUUGGUGCCAACAUGAAACUUCCUACCUUUAGUCGCAUCACGACAGUCAGUAAGGAUGCAGAAGGGUCGGAUGAUGACAGUGAUGAAUUUGACGAUUCUGAUGAGGACGACGAGGAAGAAGAGGGCACCGCGACAAAAGCCAAGACAGGAUCCAGCGGUGGCGGCGGCGAUGGUGGAAAGGACGAGGUGGCAGUGGAAACAGACCACCACAUUGUAGGCAAGGACGGUCGUGGCAGACUCUGGCUGCCAUCGGUUGACGACGAUGACGACUCGGAUGAUGACGAUGAUGAGGGAGACCAAUCAGCGCUGCUUGCCAAAAUCAACGAGAUGAAGAGUCGUUCCAUUGGGUUUGACCCAACCAACUUGUAUAGUGAACGCAAGAAAGAACAAGAAAGUGCACAACAAGACGAUGGAUACAGUGACAACGAAGCCGAUAACGAUGCAACGAUGCGUAUGGAUGAAGUGGUUGAUGAUGGCGUUGCAUUUGGAACCGCCGACACCCAAACUGAUGGAGCUUCCGAAACCCCGACGUAUGGCCGUCAAGCAGGCGUGGAUGUCGUCCAGGAACUCAAAAAUAUCUGUCUGGAGUUUGAGCCCGGCAGCCCCAUGGAGAAUCUGGCUAUUGAACUGAACUCUUACAAGUUUUCGCAGAACGCUACCUACUCGGAUUGCGCCAUGGGCGCCACUCUCGCUGUGUUGGACCUGAUGCAGAUCACUCCUGGAAUGACUCCUGGUAGACUAGUGGGCGCGCUCAAGUCUCAAUUGGAGGUGUGGGCACCUCUGCUAAAAAGGUUGUGUAUUGGGACAGAGGAGGAAAAGGCCAUUAUUGUGGCGCUGGAAAACACAGCCAUUGGUGGUGGUGAUAUUGGGACCGUGUUGGGUGUUGGACCGUCCUUCCGGUUUGUCCUGCAAACGCUGCACGACGAAGAGGUCAUUGGUGAAGAUCCUGUCUUGACUUGGGCGUCUGAGCGCAGAACAGAGAUUGCCAGAGGCGAUGAUAAUGCACGGAUACAGCUGUUCCAACAGCAGCCAGUCCAAGAUUUCUUGGAAUGGCUAGAAGGAGAAUCAGAGGAAGACGACGACGACGAGGAUGAUGAAGAAGAUGAAAGCGAAUAGACUAAUUUGACGCUUCGCUCAAUCGUAGCUAUAGAAAUGGUUUCUCUAGAAUAGCAGACAACCCAACAACGCCCGGCAGGCCUCGAGUCUAAGUUCAUGCACACGGUAG